Messenger RNA from Lachancea mirantina, 1044 nucleotides. Lineage: Eukaryota; Fungi; Ascomycota; Saccharomycetes; Saccharomycetales; Saccharomycetaceae. The record is from the annotation of a GenBank genome assembly.
AUGGAAGGUGUCUUUUUCAACGUUAACGACGGGUACAUCGAGGGUGUGGUCAGAGGGUACCGCAACGGGCUUCUCACGAGCAACCAAUACCUUAAUUUGACACAGUGCGACACGUUGGAAGAUCUCAAAUUGCAACUUUCGUCGACCGAUUACGGUAAUUUUCUUGCGGCUGUACCCGCGGACGCCCUCACGACGUCGAUCAUCCAGGAACAGGCCGCGGCCAAGCUGUACAGGGAAUUUCAGUACAUUCGGGACCAAUCGAGCUCUGUGACGAAGCAGUUUUUGGACUAUGUCACGUAUGGGUACAUGAUUGACAACGUCGCCCUCAUGAUCACGGGCACGAUCCACGACCGCGACAAAUCCGAGAUUUUGGCGCGGUGUCAUCCGCUUGGGUGGUUCGACACGUUGCCUACACUUUCGGUCGCUACAGACCUUGAGUCUCUGUACGACACGGUGUUGGUCGACACGCCGCUUGCACCAUACUUCCGGGACUGUUUUGGCGCUGCAGACGAGCUAGAUGACGUCAACAUCGAGAUUAUCAGAAACAAGCUUUACAAGGCGUAUCUGGCCGAUUUUGCCAAUUUCGUCAGCACCAAGAUCGACGAGCCCGCGCGUGAAAUCUUGCUCACGCUGCUUGAGUUCGAGGGAGACCGUAGAGCGAUAAACAUCUCUCUGAACUCACUGCAGAGCACCGACCUGAUCAAUGCAGACUUGAAGCGUGAACUGCUGCCCACAUUGGGCAAACUUUAUCCCGUGGCCACGGAGCAGUUGGCUGCCCACGGCACCGAUUUCGAGUCCGUUAGGGGCAUUGUCGACACGGUAUAUGAGUACCGUGGAAUCUUCGAGAACGGGAACCUAGAAGACCAUUUCUACAAGAUGGAGAUGGAGCUGUGCAGAGACGGAUUUACGCAGCAGUUCACCGUCAGCUCCAUAUGGGCCUGGAUGAAGUCACGAGAGCAGGAGGUGAGGAACAUCACGUGGAUCGCCGAAUGCAUCGCUCAAAACCAGAGAGAACGGAUCAACAACUACAUCUCUGUGUAUUAG